GGCAAUAAUGCGGAAAUGAUAAAUGAUAUAGAUAAAAUUAGAGUUUGACAAUGCAAAAGGAUUUUGGCGCUAUCGCUAUCCCUCAAUGGCGUCAGUAAAUCUGUGUGAGCGGAAACCGGUCCGCUCGGCGUUCCAAGCGGAGACGAAAAACAGGCGCUUAUCGGUGUGUGACCUUUAUCUUUCUUUCUGAUUCAUACCUACUUGUACUCCCGCUUUCCCCUACAAUUGUUGUCUUCCUCGUGGAAGAUUCAGAUUGUCAUACAGUUGAGACUUCCACAAAGUAAUUUUGUACGCCAGUCAACUAGGGAUAGCUUUUAUUAUACUGAAUCCACUCAAUCGCAAACAAUAGAGAAAAUGAGCCCCUCAGCCGCUCUCGAUAAUGCGAAUGGCUCCCCCGCAGCCCCUCUGACUGUGGAGGGCAUUCCUGCUCUGAGGGCCAAGAGUGCCCCAAUUCCCAAGGGUGUUGCACCUGCGACGAGUAGUGAUAUGUUCAAAAGUCCGGCAUGUUAUACGAAGCCCAAGGCUAAACGCUGGGAUCACAUUCUCUCCAUCGAAGCAAAAUCCCGGAAGGUAUCUACAUUGAAAGGCGCCGCGAAAUACUUGAAGAACCCAGGCCUCAUUUCUCUGGGCGGUGGAUUGCCCUCUCCGGAAUACUUUCCUUUCGAGGAGCUCGAUAUCAAGGUUCCCACUCCACCAGGAUUCACGCCUGAAGCUACUCGCGAGUCGGGAACGGUUGCACACACUGGAAAGAGUGAUAUUCGCGAAGGCAAAAGUCUAUACGAUCUUGAGGUAGCUCUCAAUUAUGGUCAAGCUACGGGUGCUCCGCAGCUUCUGAGAUACGUCACAGAACAUACAGAGCUCAUCCACAACCCCCCCUAUUCGGACUGGCAAUGUUGUUUGAACUGUGGUAGCACCUUCGGCUGGGAUGUGGCACUCAGGCUCUUUUGCGAACGGGGCGAUUAUAUCAUGAUGGAAGAAUAUACCUUCUCUAGCGCACAGGAAACUGCCCUCCCUCUGGGCCUGAAGGUGGCACCUAUCAAAAUGGACAAGGAGGGCCUUUUGCCCGAGUCCCUUGACGAGGUCCUAAGCAACUGGGAUGAAAGCGCCCGGGGUGCUCGCAAGCCCUUCGUUCUUUACACUAUCCCAACAGGACAGAACCCUACGGGUGCGACACAACGGGCGGAGAGACGCAAGGCAGUCUACAAGGUUGCCCAGAAGCAUGACGUUUAUAUUGUGGAGGAUGAACCCUAUUACUUCUUGCAGAUGCAGCCAUACGCUGGAGCUGAUGGUGAGCCCGUUCCACCGCCAGCCAACCACGAAGAAUUCAUCAAGUCUCUUAUCCCUUCCUACCUGAGUCUUGACACUGAUGGUCGUGUGCUUCGGCUGGAAUCAUUCUCUAAGGUCAUUGCUCCCGGCUCCCGGGUUGGCUGGGCUGUCGGAUCUGAGCAAAUCAUCGAACGAUUCAACAGAACCUGCGAGACUAGUUCCCAGAAUCCAAGUGGUAUCUCGCAGCUUGUGCUUUACAAGCUGUUGGAGGAGCAAUGGGGCCACGCUGGGUACUUAGACUGGCUGAUCAACCUUCGUAUGUCAUACACGGCUCGCAGAGACUCCAUGGUGCAUGCGUGUGAGAAGUAUCUCCCCCAAGAACUUGCCCAUUGGAAUCCCCCUGCAGCAGGGAUGUUUGUAAGUUCAGAGCUUAUCUAAAUCCUUCAUUCCUCACGACCAAGGCACUGACAGGAAAUAGCAUUGGAUUGAAAUCGACUGGCGGAAGCACCCUGGAAUUUCGUCUGGCAAGACACGCGAAGAAAUUGAGGAGGAGGUUUUCCAGGCCGCAGUCAACAACGGUGUCCUCAUCUCUCGUGGCAGCUGGUUCAAAGCUCAAGGCGCGAGCGAGGAGAAGUUAUUCUUCCGUGCUACAUUUGCUGCCGCUAGCUCUGAUGCUAUUGCUGAAGCAAUUUCCCGUUUCGGUACAACUUUGAGGCAAGAGUUUGGAAUGAACUGAGUCGGCAAUUUUGAACAUGCAUGUUGGUUUAUUCUGAGAAAUACAUAGAUAAAUUUUAGAUAAUUGACACGCAAAGCAGAGCAACAUCUAUAUGAACUGUCU
Messenger RNA from Aspergillus pseudonomiae, 2104 nucleotides. Its product is annotated as pyridoxal phosphate-dependent transferase. Gene Ontology annotation, biological process: L-tyrosine biosynthetic process; aromatic amino acid catabolic process. The transcript is spliced from 7 exons. NCBI's taxonomy places the organism in Eukaryota, Fungi, Ascomycota, Eurotiomycetes, Eurotiales, Aspergillaceae. The record is from RefSeq and is a predicted model, not a curated record. Bases 355 to 1704 code for a protein of 449 amino acids. Gene Ontology annotation, molecular function: L-2-aminoadipate:2-oxoglutarate transaminase activity; pyridoxal phosphate binding; aromatic-amino-acid:2-oxoglutarate transaminase activity.